CUCCUCCUCUGGCCGAGUUGAGAUUUCAAAGUUGGAGCUGCCAGGGGAGCCCGGUGUGUUUGACGCCGAAGAGUUCGUGUGCGGGUUGUGUGUAUGUGUUUUUUAUUUGUUUGUUUUUUUUACAAACGGGAAGAAAGUGGCUGAAAACCAUUGUGGCCUGCUGUCUGACAGAUUCCCAAGUGCUACAGCUAGAUCUCCUGAGGACCCCUGAGAUUCCCUUGCUGUGAUGGAUGCAGAGGUGGAUCUCCAAGAGGAGGACAUGGAGGGCUCAUGGACGCUGCUGUCCUGGCUGGCAUCCUUUGUAAUGGUGUUUGGGGGAGCCCUGCCUUAUGUGCCACAGUACCAGGAGAUCCAGAAAAGUGGCAACACUGAGGGAUUCUCCACCAGAGUGUGUCUCGUGCUGCUCAUCGCUAACAUCUUGCGUAUAUUCUUCUGGAUAGGGAAGCAGUUUGAGCUGACCCUGCUGCUGCAGAGUGUGGUCAUGAUCCUAACCAUGUUUGCUAUGCUCCAGCUUUGUUGCACUGUGCGAAACACCAACAGAGUAAGCACCAAGCAGCAUCGCCUUUCAGACCUGAACUUUCACUACUUCUGGAAAUGGACCGCAUUCGAGGACUACCUCCUCUUCUGCUUCAGCUUCACUGUCUUGUGUGCAGUCAUCACCCUCCUGCUGCUGGACUCCGCAGUGUUUGUGGAGACGCUGGGCUCGCUGGCUGUGAUGUUCGAGGCUAUGCUGGGCAUUCCGCAGCUACUGCAAAACUUCCACAAUCGCUCCACAAAAGGCAUGAGUGUGAAAAUGGUGCUACUGUGGACGGCUGGUGAUGUCUUCAAGACCACCUACUUUGUGAUGAAUGAAAGUCCAACUCAGUUCUGGGUGUGUGGUUCAGUCCAGAUCCUGAUUGAUGUUGCCAUCCUCCUCCAGGUCCUGUUUUACAGCCAAGACACACGGGACAAGCUGGGCUGAGCACGGCUGUUACAAUAAGUAACAUCAGAGCCGGGUUGUUUGAGUAAGUUUCGAGGACUCUGAUGACGACAUGCUCUUUAAUAAAAAAUGCUGCAAUGCUGAUGAAGUUGAAUGUUUAGUACCAGACUAAGGACAAAGCCAAGGUCAAAUAGAUUUUAUGCUUUUUUUUGUUUGUUUUUUGGUGGUUGGGGGUUGUUCACAGCUGACUCAUAUUAUUCUUCAAAGUAUCAAACAGAUCCAACCAAGUUACCUCCAAGUGCCAUUUACCCACAAUUUAUCCUUGAACAAACCCAUUAGCAUCUUUAAUAAUGCCCUAACCCCAGAAUGCAUUUGCCUGUAUAUUUGUACUUAUUUUUCUACUAUUUUCUUUCCUAUGGACCCCUGAGGUGUAGUGGGCAUAGGAACUCUAAGGAGAAUGCAUUACUCAUAUUGGCAGCUCACUAACGGCAAGUACGUGUUGCUGUAAUGGCAACUAUAACAACCACUCCUGCACUGGUAGCCCUGCACUGGAAUCUGCUGUCUGACUGAUGGCUCUCCCACUUCACACUGCUCACUUCACUGGACUGUUCUCAUGAUACAUAGCAUGUGUGCUUGUAUGUGUGUUUCAUGUGUGCGAGGUUGUCAUUCUGGUUGAUGUGUUACUGUAGCUGAAAUAGAUUUUUGUCAUUGGCCUUCAGCAUACACUGAGUAAUCUACACAGGCCAUCUAUCUAUAUGUUAUGUUUCAUGUUUUGUGGUUUGAUUGACAUGCAGUACAGGUCUCCACAAAGUAUAAAUGGAAAUGUGAAAAAUGUUGGCCUGCUGUAAUGGUUUGCAUUAUUCUUCAGGCACAAAAUAUUUUGUGGGCACCAAAAGCACACCAGGUUUCAGGGCAACUAACCUUCUUGACUGCAGUAUUACUGGAUCUUUGUGGCAUUGCUUUUUCUGUUGUGCUAUCUGGUGAUUAUUUGUUGCUUUACUGUUCCAUUACCUGCUGUUUUGUUUUUGUUUGUUUGCUUUUUUCCUCAUUCAAAAGGAGGAAAGAUGGUCCUCAUUUUUUACCUUUAUCUGUUAUUGAAGAAAUGGCCUUCACACCCAGUAAAUAUUAAGUAUUUUAUGUUACAAAAUGGCCCAUUUUUCAUGUCCUAACCAAGUGAGAUUUGAUUUGAUUUCUUUUUAUGGACAAUAUAGAAAUUUCUUUUUAAAAAAUUGCACUUUAAUUUGUUUUUCUUUGGGCCUUCAUAUUGGCUUUAGAAGAACAGAGCUUAAUGUUCUACCCGCAUCAUCUCCGAAUAAUAACUAUACAGUAUUGAACUGGUACAAUCUUUAAAGAAUGCAGCAUAAUUCAAACUUCAGUGUUUUUUAUAAUCAAUUUAAAGAAAUAAAAAUAUUAAACUGUAAUUAUGGCACAUGCAAAAGUUUGGACACCCUGCCAUAGUGCAGAUGAGUGAUGGAGCAGGUGGAGCCAGGUCACUGCUAUUAUACAAAGUUAUGGUUUCACUAUCUUUAUUUUCUUCUCUUUUUUUAACUUCAUCAUUAAGUCAAAGCCAUUAGGCGAUUUUAUUUAAGCAGGAACAGGAAAUAACAGUUCUUUUAAUAACCAUUUUCUUUUCUGAUUGACUCAUUAAUACACUCUUCUGCUGUGAUUUUAAUAGCACACUCAGUCAAACUAAACUAGGCUGGUGCAGGCGGCUGGGUUAGGUGAUGCAAAAAUUAUUGUUUUUCUGGUCACAUUGCUCCAGACCCACAGACCAAUUAUGUGUAUUUCCAAAUGUGUUCCCUCAUUUUAAAACAUAAUCAGGCGUAUGUGCACUAAUUUCCUUGUAAAACACUUAGAAAAUAGCUUAAAGCUCUCAAGCUGAAAAAAUCUCUUACUCUGACCUGGCUUGUGGUAACACAAGUAUCUGUGGUAACACUCAGCAACCACGGGCAUCUGUAAGAUACUAACUGAGGGUCUAAAAUUGAAGUUAACUGAUGCCUGCAAAACAGGAGGAUGCUAUAAAAAGAUUUCAAAAUGCUUCCAGCUCAUCAUUUCCACAGUCUGAAAUGUCAUCAAGAAAUGUCAUUCAAGGGAAACCAUAGAAAUCAUAACCAUGACUAACUAACUGACUAACAAUGACUUUCAGACAAAUCUUAAUAUUUCAUUUUAUGAAUGAAAUGGCCACUUUUUAAAAUAUUCUAAAAAUACAUUUUAACAAUAUUUAAGAUACAUAUUUUCCAGAGUUAGGAAACCAAAUUUAAGUCAAGCCUGAUGUUGUUUAACACACAAAAGAAUGAUUCCCAGUCUUUGCAUCCUAUAAAGCUUCAUUUAACACUGGUUUUCAGGCAGGGCCCAUAUGCCCAGAGCUAUAUGUAAUGGAAUUGGGCCAGUGGUUCAGAAAUUCACUGUCUGAAUAAAGGUAAGAAUGGAUUCUACUAAAGAUCAGAAUGAGGAUAUCUUCUAGUGAAAUUCCACAUUAAUCUCACAGAGCAUAAGUUGAAACUUUUGGAUCAGCCCCUCAGUCUCUUAACCUGAACAAAAUGAACUGAUCUGCAAGGAAGAAAAAAAUGACCAUUCACUUUUGAAGAAUGACUUUUAGCUGACGACAUCUCUCAGGGGUGUCCGAACUUUUGUAUAAAACUGUGCGUCAAAUAAUAGCUACAAAAAAAAGAAAGAAAAUCAAUAAAAAUGACUCCACAUGCUCUCUCAGAAAGUCCGACCAAUUUGUCUGACUCCAUUCACAUAGGAAGGCUCUGUUAGAUGGAGGAAAUUUAUGUAAUGCACGCAACCUUUUGUUUAUCUCAGUUCCUUCAUGCUUGCAUGUAAAAGCACUGAUGAGCUGUGACUUAGAGGCAGUAGUGGCUGGAAAAAGGAAUUUUAUAAACUGUGACGACUGUGACCAUCUUUUACUUUACCUCUCAUUUCAUUCUGUUAUCGCCCAUGUUUUCCACAAGCUUCGUGUUUUCAGUUGAAUCCUGUCUCUGUCUAAUAGGUUUUGGGGAAACCUCACAGUCAUAACAGAAACAGUUCAACUUUGCAUGCUCUGCAGCUUAUCAAUAUGCAAAGUAGUUCACAUGUAUUUUAGUCAGAGACUCUGUCUAUAAUUGAAACAGCAAUUAAACCAUAUAGCCUUAAGGUGAGUUGUGGUUCUAUCACCUGUUCCCUGAUAGUUUCCUCCUACAAAACCACUGAAGGGUAAAAUAAAUCAGUCCCAGCAGCUGAUCAGUAGUCAUAACAGGUUUCUUUUUACUUUUCCACUUGCAUGAUUUAAUUGUGUAAUAAAGUUUCAAGCUGAUUGAACCUUUCAGCCUUUUACCUCACCAGUUUCGAUCAGUUGAUCUAUACCUGUUUAUCUCAGUGAGCAUCAUAUUUAAAUUACCCGCUGUUGGAGUUAGGUUAAUUUUCAUUGCAGAGGCUGCCUGCAGCUGUCAGUAUGUCAUUACCAUUAGCUUAAUAAUAAUUUUGAGAAAAUGAUUACUAACAAAAAUCUGCAUUUAGACUCCUGCAGACUUAGCAUUAUUAACAGACUUUCUGAGUCCACAUGGAUUCUUCAAAUCCACAUAUCUUGGAUCUAUUUGCUGCAUGUGGCUUAUCCCCUCUAUCCUGCAUACCACAGUUGUAUUUCUGUUGCAGUUGUUCUGUAUUAUGUAUGCUGUUAUCACCAGAUGUGUAUCUUUAUAUUGUGUUUCCUCCACAGAGGCUCAGAAUAGCACCCGCAUUGACUUUAGUUUAGCAUUUGGGUGCCCUGUAGCCUUUUCCUCUCAAGGACGGUGGGGCAGAUGAACACACAUAUGGCUUGGUUCACAUUGUGGUAAAUCUGCUUGUUGUCUUUCCACUGCAAUGCUCAUAAGGAAAAAAAAGCCAUUUGGAAUGUCAUUCUACAUGCAUGGGCAAGAUAUGCUGUGUAAUUCUUUUGUAUUUUAUAUAUCAUUUUAGUUGCAGCAAUAGCAAGCUUUAAGAUCCUUUUGGUUAAACCAAAAGCACAAACAAAAGUAAGAGUGGCUUUUAAAGUGUACCAAAACAAUUACAAACUGUUCUUUAAAAUAUUAUGUAACUCUGAUGGUUAUGUAAAAUGUAAAGGUCUGUGAUAUUCUAUACAAGUGACAUCAGAGAUGCAAAAAUACUGCAAAAAUGUUACUAAGUCAUUUUACUGUCUGAUGGCAGCUGUAUGUAUGUGAAAUAUUUGUCAUUUUGUCAAAUAUAAACUAUUUA
Messenger RNA from Archocentrus centrarchus (flier cichlid), 5131 nucleotides. Its product is annotated as solute carrier family 66 member 2. The record is from RefSeq and is a predicted model, not a curated record. Bases 227 to 961 code for a protein of 244 amino acids. Lineage: Eukaryota; Metazoa; Chordata; Actinopteri; Cichliformes; Cichlidae. Gene Ontology annotation, cellular component: endosome; trans-Golgi network. The transcript is spliced from 5 exons. Gene Ontology annotation, biological process: retrograde transport, endosome to Golgi; phospholipid translocation.